GGGAUGACGAAGGCAGUAUGGAAGUACCACAUCAACAAACUGUUUGAGUACUCGCAGAGUAAUCCUGAGCUGAAGUGGCAGGUCACAAACUGUGUGGCGUUGGAUCUGGUCAACCAUGGUGAUUCUGCGCUGGAGAACGAGGGCAUCCUUGGAUGGCAGUUCGACUGGAGAGAAGGCUCCCAUGACCUGAUCCAAGUUGCAAAGAGUCUCAAAUUACAAGGUGAAUCCAUAGUGAUUGGCCACUCCAUGGGCGGGUUCCAAUCAUUGUAUUCUACUCUCAUAUCUCCGCUCAUGUUUAAAUUCGUCAUUGCUAUUGAACCGGUUACACAUGGGGAUGAAAUGGCAAGCGUUGUAUUUGCUAAAAAGAUGCUUCCUGCGGUUGCUGGUGCGAUAUGCACAGAAUUUGCCAAUGAACAAGAGUAUUACAAGUACAUGAAGCAGAGGAGCUUCUAUAGGAACUUCCACCCACAGGUUUUUAGAGACUUUGUCGAUUCUGAGAAGAUCGUAAACCCAGAUGGUACUGUUCGUACAAAGACAACAAAGCAAAUCCAGAUGAUUUGCUACCAUGCAGGACUGCGAAUCUUCCCAAGGGGGUUAGAACUGAUAUCCAUGAUUGAACGACCAGUGGUGUUCGUUGCGGGCGAACGGGCAACCUGGACCCCCAAAUCUUGUGUUGGAGAGGUUAGAAACGCUUUACAACACGGCGAAUUCUAUGAGGUGCCGAAUGGUGAGCAUCUGGUGAACUGUGAGGAUCCAGAUGCCAUUAUUGAAAUCAUCCAGAAGAGCCUAACUAAGUAUGUGAAGGAGAAAUCAGAUACGAGAACUUCUGAACUGAUUGACCGUAAAAAGUAUAACGAGUUGUUCGAUGAAAAUUACUCUAAAUUGGCAGCUGAAUUCUUUGAAAGGAAGUCAAAGAUCUAAGCUAAUGACUUGGUGAACAAUACACACACAUUACGAAAUCUUGUGGAGC
Molecule: messenger RNA, 970 nt
Organism: Williopsis jadinii
Lineage: Eukaryota; Fungi; Ascomycota; Saccharomycetes; Phaffomycetales; Wickerhamomycetaceae
Gene: LPX1
Product: triglyceride lipase
Exons: 1
Coding region: 4-921 (305 amino acids)
Source: RefSeq, a predicted model, not a curated record